Aureobasidium pullulans EXF-150 is the source of this 1001-nucleotide messenger RNA. RefSeq lists its product as uncharacterized. Lineage: Eukaryota; Fungi; Ascomycota; Dothideomycetes; Dothideales; Saccotheciaceae. The coding region runs from base 186 to 899 and encodes 237 amino acids. The transcript has a single exon. The record is from RefSeq and is a predicted model, not a curated record.
AGCCGUCUUCCCACCGAGAGCAAUGAUUUUUGAGCCUCUCGGUGGUCAUACAUGCAUUGUGACAGCCUUUUGAGGCCACUCGUCUGCACGUGGGAGAACGUGGCACCGUCAACAUCAGGAAAGGCAGAGAUGGCAUCGAAGGUUCCCACUUUCCUAUCGAUAUCCUCUUGUAGAUUCGCGGUUGAAUGAGCAAGAUAUACCACGUGCACAGAUCCGAAGACUCAUCCAUAUGCGACGCUCAAUUUCAGUCUUCGAAAAAUGGAAAGAACGAUGAGUACAUGUUGACCUUAGCACUCUCCAUCUCGCAUUUCCUUCCAUCAGAGCAAACCCAUCUCUCUUCCCAACAACAGAACCAUACAACCAACUUCAAAUCCCAUCACCAGUCAGCAAAGAUGUCCACACAUUCAAGAUCCCUCAGAGCGCUGGUCAUCCUCAUCCUCCCUCUCACCAUCAUAACCCUGCUCAUCACGACUACCCUGCUACCAUCAAACCACCCAAUAUCCCCACUCUCGCGACUUUCAUAUGCAGGUUUGGAAACCGAUAUGGAAACCCUAUCUCAGCACGGGAUGAGAGCAUUCAAUUUGCUGGUCAAUCAGAUGGGGGGAAGAGGUAUGGGUGUGCAUUUUAGAGCUCCUUGGGCGGGUCGGAAUGCUUUCGUGCCGGCAACUCGACUUGUGAAUACAGGCGCGAUGUCCGCAUUUGGUGUAGGAGGGGAUGUAACUUCCAUGACAUCGCCAUCGGCGUCGACAUACACGACCACGACCACUUCAGAACUGCGUCUCAAGACAAAGUCGCCGUCCUCAAGAAUUACCAAUCUUGGAUUGAUAGCCAAUCUCGCUCGGAUAGCGAAAGAGAGGUGUUGCAAGAUAUGCCAUGGCUUUGCGAAAGUUGUGUAUUGAGCUUUAUGGCUGGAAAGGAGAAGCAAUAUACCAGUGUUACGACUGCGAAGAACGAGGGUGCUGCAACGGGGUUUGGAGGCGUUUUUCGAGGGCAACAGGAGG